Molecule: messenger RNA, 5814 nt
Organism: Corvus hawaiiensis (hawaiian crow)
Lineage: Eukaryota; Metazoa; Chordata; Aves; Passeriformes; Corvidae
Gene: UST
Product: uronyl 2-sulfotransferase
Exons: 10
Coding region: 416-1711 (431 amino acids)
Cellular component (GO): membrane
Molecular function (GO): sulfotransferase activity
Source: RefSeq, a predicted model, not a curated record
CCGGGCCGGGGGCGGCGGGGCCGGGCAGCGCGCACAAGUCGGCCGCGAGUUGCAGGCGGCCGGCGGCGGAGCGUUGGCUGUAACUUGACACCGGGGCGAGAGGCCGAGCGGAGAGAAGGAGCGAGAGCGGCGGCGGAGGAGGAGAGGAGCGGAGCCCCAGGGAGCGAGAUGGUGACCACCUCCUUCCUCUCCCCUUAGCGGCGCUCCGUAGCAGCAGCAGCAGCAGCCGCCGCCGCCGCAGGAGCACCGGGGACUCUUGUCUGCCGCGGAGCCGGAGGCAGCCUGCGAUGGGGACUGGACGGAUCCCCUGAGCUCCCGGGAACUUUCCCGGCCGCGGGCAGCCGGAGUCGGGCAGGCGGAUGGAGGAUGCGCUUCGCCCGGCGGGCUGCGUGAGCCGGCGGCGGCGAAGGGGAGGAUGAAGAAGAAGCAGCAGCACGGCGGCGGGGAAUGCCCGGCGCCCCGGUCGCCCGCGGCGGCGGCGGCGGCGGCGGGAGGGGGCCCGGGCCAGGGCGGGGGCUUGAAGAGGCGGCGGCCCCUCUCGCUGCUGCCCUUCCUCUCGCUGCGCGACUACGGCUUCUGCAUGGCCGCCCUGCUGCUCUUCUGUUUGGGCUCCCUCUUCUACCAGCUCAACGGGGGCCCCCCGCACUUUCUGCUGGACCUGCGGCACUAUCUGGGAAAUUCCACUUAUUUGGAUGACCACGGACCACCACCUCAAAAGGUACUUCCUUUCCCCAGUCAGGUGGUCUACAACAGAGUUGGAAAGUGUGGGAGUCGAACUGUGGUUUUGCUUUUGAGAAUUUUAUCAGAGAAACAUGGAUUCAACCUGGUUACAUCUGACAUACAUAACAAAACAAGACUGACCAAAAACGAACAGAUGGAAUUGAUUAAAAACAUAAGCACUGCUGAGCAGCCCUAUUUAUUCACUAGACAUGUUCAUUUCCUCAACUUUUCAAGGUUUGGAGGAGACCAGCCGGUCUACAUCAAUAUUAUUAGAGAUCCUGUCAACCGAUUCCUAUCCAAUUAUUUUUUUCGACGUUUUGGAGACUGGAGAGGAGAACAGAAUCACAUGAUCCGUACCCCCAGCAUGAGGCAGGAGGAAAGAUACCUGGACAUUAAUGUAUGUAUCCUUGAAAACUAUCCUGAAUGUUCCAAUCCCAGGUUAUUUUACAUCAUACCGUAUUUCUGUGGACAACAUCCAAGAUGCAGGGAGCCUGGUGAAUGGGCCCUUGAAAGAGCAAAACUGAACGUUAAUGAAAAUUUUCUGCUUGUGGGCAUUCUGGAGGAGUUGGAGGAUGUGCUGCUUUUAUUAGAAAGAUUCUUACCUCAUUAUUUCAAGGAUGUGCUUAGCAUCUACAAAAAUCCAGAACAUAGGAAACUUGGCAAUCUGACUGUGACAGUGAAAAAGACCGUCCCCUCUCCAGAAGCAAUACAGAUCCUCUACCAACGCAUGAGAUAUGAAUAUGAGUUUUAUUACUAUGUCAAAGAACAAUUCCACCUGCUAAAGCGCAAGUUUGGACUGAAGUCUCAUAUCAGAAAACCACGUCCCAGACCUGAGUUCUUCAUCCCUUCUCCCCUGGAAACUGAGGAACCAAUAGAUGAUGAGGAAGAAGAUGAUGAAAAGUGGCUAGAGGAUAUCUAUAAAAGUGGAGGUAAAGAAGUGCUGUUAUCGCCAUUUCAUACAUUGGGAAUGGAUACAGCAAGUGGUGCUUAAAAACCCAGAACAAGAUGCAAUGCCUCGCUGUUCAGCAACUACAACGGAGUGAAAAGACAGCUCUCACACAGCUCACCAAGUAGUCGGUUUUGUCUGAUGUACUCAUAAACCUGAACUUGUGAUAGCUUCUACUGACUGGGCAGGGGCAUAUGCCUUCACCUGAGAGCUCUGGUGCUUUCCUCUCAUCUCUUCCCUGUCCUUCCCUUACCUGGACAGCACACAUUGUUAAAACUUUUGCCUAUGUCUUCUGGGGAGCAUCUUAAGGAAGGUUGCACAGAUGUGGACAGUGCUCUGUCCAAGUGUCUGUGGAGAUGCACAAGCUGCUGAGUCUUGCUCUGAACUUUGGUACUGGGGGAAGGCUUUUGAUUUUGAGCCCACCUUGCAGAUGUCGGCUUCAUUCCUGCUCCAGAUCUAGUUUCUCUUCUGAGUAUUAGGGCGGGUGCUGGCCUGUCUCUGUUGAAAUAACUGAGGCUUAGCAAUACCAAAUCCGUCCCCUCUGGCUUUGGGCCGGGAGGCUGAAAUGCACUGGCAGGUAAGCCCAUCAGGGUGCAAAGAAGUCUCCAUAGUGUCAGUCCUCCAAUGUGAGCAGAGGCACUCGGUGUCAGCAGCAGCCCUGGGGCUGGUGUCUGAGUGGGGUGGGGGAAACGGAGCCGGUUUCUCAAUCGUGGCGUGCUAGUGGGCACUUCUGCCAAUCUCCCUUGGACAAGUUUCUGCUAGUCUUGUCGGCACUUGGGAAAGAAACUUUUUUCCUGCACUUUUUGGACAGGAAGCUGGCAAAGAAAACCUAGCAGUGCUUCUCUUCCAUAGAAGCUACAGAGAUCCAGGGGAGAUGUCAGGGUGCAGGGGAGGGAAAGCAGCAGCCUCCUGCCUGCCCCACAGGGGCUGGGUUCCAAGCUCUUUCUAUCAGACCUAGGCAGGAUGGUGCUGGUAGAGGACAGUGCUGCUCCUUGAAGCAUGAAAACUCAGCUACUCACAAUGGAGUUUCGUGUCAGAAACUUAGCCAGGAAAGCUCCCUGGAGUCCCUCUGCACGGUUGUAGCUUUCCAUCAGGUUUUGCCCCAAAGAACAUGAUUUGAGCCAUCAGCACUGUCUGGAAACUGAGCCUUCUAGUGACUCCACAAUCCAGCCCUUGUCAGUCACACCACUUGGGUCUGUGCAUGGGGCUCUUUGUGAUAAACCUCACUGGAAUUUGGAAAACAUUCAGCAAAUUUGACCUCUACUUUGUCUUAUAAAUAUCAGUGUCAAGCAGCAUCAUGCAUGCUUUAUCACUCCAAAAUGGGGAGAAGGAGAUGGAAUUAGAAUGCAGUCAGCUCUGAUUUUCCAAAACAGUAUCUUCUGAGUUAAAAAAGCUUUUUACUUCUCAAAAAGAAAAUACAAUGUCCUCUUUUUGUCCAGGGGCCAAGGCUUCUUCUCAAACUUUCUCUAAAUUGUCGUGGACAUGGACUGGUCAACCCAAAGGAGCCUAAAACAUUUUUGUCUCUUGUAGGUAGAGCACUAUGUCAGCCAGCUCUGGCAAGGAAGGUGAGAUGAGACCCAACCCAUUUCUCUGUUCUCACCACAGGAAAGGGAACAGAGGCAUCAGCAAAACCUUGGCCAAGAACGGCUCUGACCAAAGUUAAGACUAACUUCUCUAUAAAAUAGAAAAGUGCAAAAUAGAUAGCAAAGCUUACUGGGGCAAUCAAGGGAAAACACAUCUAGCUGCAGGUCAGCAUCUUUUCCAAAAGCUGCUGCUCCUGCUAACAUAAGGAAGAUCAGACCCUUCCUUCCCCUAAAAGAGGGAUGUGGUGCUGCAGUGUCCCCUCCCUGGCCCCCCCUGCAGAGCUGCCGGGCCAUGGGGCCGUGCCGGUGCUGUGGCAGGCGGCAGAUGAGGACGCCUUGGGAGCCCUGCGCAGCUGGCGGCCCCGCCUGCUGCCGAAUCACUGUGUGGCCCAGCCUAAUUGCUUAAAGCUUUCCUUUUCCCCUCACCGCCAAUGCUGGAGUGUAGUAUUUAUCUACUCUGCAAAACUUUUAUGAGAAUUGGUACGGUUUUGUAGAAUUCCUGAAUAACAGAGAUCACAAUAGCUGCAGUGGAGCCAGACUAUGCAAACCCAAAUGCCUGCACUGUUUGCCUCAUACACAGUCUGUUCAGGGAGGAGUUGUGCUCCUCUGCCUCCCACCAGUCCCUGUGGAAAGUGCCCCAGACCCCUCACAAUCCAGCUGAGGUGCAACUGCUCAAUGCUUCCAGCACUUCACCCUCCACCUCCCUCCUUCUCUUUCAUUCCCAGGCUCAGAAAGGAGCAUGGGCACCACUGGAAGACAGCUGAAUGUAGCUCUCUAAACCACUUGGGGACUUUGCACUAGUUGUUGGAAAUAAAAAGGAGGUCCUGAGAAUUUCCCUGGGGAGAUUUUCCAUGAGAAAAACUUCAUUGUGAUCCUACCGGAUAGUGAGCUGGGAAAAGUAAUUUGAAACAGGAUAGGUAAUCCCCACCUUCUUCAGAAUAGCCCUUCAGGUUUUGGCCAGCCCUUAUGUACUGUGAAGCCAACACGUCAUAUUGCUGAAGACUCCUCUUACCAGCAAUAUUUAAGGUCAAAUAGUAAUAGUAAUUACAAAUAGUAAUGAUAAUAAUGUUGUGUUUACUUCCCAGUGUUCAAUUGAAACAGUAGAUUCAGAAAAAAAAGAUGCUUUGCAUGCCUUGUGCAAGAAGGGGAUAAGUGCAGGUUAAACUGCAGAAGCCUCUUGCUGAGGCGGCCUAGACUGCAGUGCUCAAUGCCUGGGAACAGCCAGCUUUCCCUUCUUCCUUCCUCUCCAGUGCAUGCCACUCAUUUCAGUUUAGAUGAAACAGAAAAAAUUACCAAGCCAAACCAAACCCAAGUAUCCAUUGCUUUUUCCAGCCUGUCCUUCCAAAAGUAGUUUGCUUUAGUCCAGCGAGUCAAAAGGUAUUACUCCCUUACUCAUCAUUCCCAUUUGCAUUGCUCAAGGCGAGAUCUGGCAGAGAAACGGUGUGGACAAGCCCAGAACCUUGCACCAGCACUUGGUAGCUCAUUCCUGGGGAACCACUGCAUUGACUGUCGGGACUGCAGGCUUGGAGACUCUCUAAAUGGUGAUUUUGUUCAGGGCCAGUGGAACCUGCAUGAAGGUGCCACCAUAAACGGGAUCACAAUCUGAAACAACCAAGGGGAGCAAAACCAGCCUGGCUACGCAGCAAUGGCAAGUUCCCACCAUAGCACUGCAGUGACACAGUCAGCAUGGGUUUGGUUUGUGCCCUGUAUAGGAACAUAAGCAAGUGUAUGUGCAUAGCUUCAAAACACCAUGGCCCUCCAGAACUCCACAGGGGGGUUAGAACGAAAGAGAGAAGGGUUUUGCUUCUAAAAGGUUUAAGAGAAGUUUAGAGAUCAGAGCAGAGAAACCAAAAAAGAGGUGAUAUGCAUGGCAGGGUAUAAGGAGCAGAACCCUGUACAAGAGGGGUUGAGGAAAGCUGCUCCUGGUGCAGGUAUUGAGCAGCUGGAUAUCCAUAAGGGAGCUGUCAGAAAGACCAGUCACAGCCUCUGGUUCCACCUUCCCUGCCCCUGAUGGUGAGGGCACACUUUGUGAAAAGCCCACACCUGAUAAAAGGAGCACACAGCAACGGGGAAAAGUUUCAACCUGUGCCCAGAUGAAGUGAUGGAUCCAGGUGAAACUGCUUAAUAACCCUGGCAGUCACUGGCUUUCAGGUGCUGGAGCCAGUCUGAGGGAAAUGAGUAGAGAUGGAAUCUGUUCGUACUUUUUCUUUCUGGUCAUCAAAGGUCAGUGCUGGUGUAAAUCAACUAAUGCAGCAUAUUUUUAAAAGGAAGCAAGGCUGCCAAAAAUACUGAUUUAAGCUUUCUUCUAGCAAGCUACCAAUAUCAGCUUUGUUUAAAGUUUUUCUUCACCUCUCUAUCUCAACCUUGUGCCCUCUGCUUCUCAACAAAAAGUACUAAAGCCAAGGGAGGUGCUGGGCUGAUUCACUUUUGUCAGAGGAAGGGUUUUUCCUCCUGCUGCUGCGGUCCCUUGUUCCCAUACCUCGUGGGUCUCUGCAUUUCCAUUGCAGAGCCUGUGCUCCGCAAAAAUGCACCGCAAGCUUUCAAAGAAUGCAUCUGUUUAUAUUA